UUUGAGAAGGGGCGUUCCCGUCAAAGGCAGUCUUUGAUGGCGAAGAAGGAGAUAAUGAGAAAGGCAGAGGAGUUGGUAGAGAAAAGAAUGAAAGGAAACGAUGCUUCACAUGAUGCAGCCCAUGCCUUCCGAGUUAGAGACCUUGCCCUUUCACUUGCUCGCGAAGAAGGCCUUUCUUCUUCUCCUCAUUCCAUGCUUAUCGUGGAACUGGCUGCUCUUCUACAUGACAUAGGUGACUACAAAUACAUAAGAGAUCCAUCUGAGGAAAGGAUUGUUGAAGAAUUUCUUCAGGGUCAAGGCAUAGAGGAAGGAAUGAAGAUAAAGAUAUUGAAUAUAAUAGAGGGGAUGGGUUUCAAGGAAGAAGUUGGAGGGCUUACAAAUAGGAAUUAUUCAAUAGAGUUUGGGGUGGUGCAAGAUGCAGAUCGACUGGAUGCAAUUGGUGCAAUAGGAAUCGCCCGUUGCUUUACUUUUGGUGGAAGCAGGCAUAGAGUUCUCCAUGACCCAAAAAUUCAACCUCGAUUGGAUCUGUCUAAGGAAAAUUACAUGAAAAAAGUAGAGCAGACAACUGUGAAUCAUUUUCAUGAGAAGCUUCUCAAAUUGAAGGACUUGAUGAAGACAAAGGCUGGGAAGAAAAGGGCUGAGAAAAGGCACAGCUUUAUGGAGGAUUUUCUGAAGGAAUUCUAUGAAGAGUGGGAUGGGAGGGCUUAAAUGAGGUAGCAGUUUUCCAGUUGAUGUUUGGAUGUUCCUAAACCGCCCUGUUUUAUGUAAUGGUGUUUAACUGUGCGUCUGCGCGCAGAGUUUAAAAAAGAAAGAAAGAAAGACCAUGGUCUAAAAAAAGCCAUAGAUAUUUGUGUGCCUAUAAAGUCAGAUGAGAAGUUUAAAGUUAACGUAUUUCUAAAUAUAAAAAGAUAUGUGUCCA
This is a messenger RNA of Nicotiana tabacum (common tobacco), 919 nucleotides long. RefSeq lists its product as uncharacterized. Lineage: Eukaryota; Viridiplantae; Streptophyta; Magnoliopsida; Solanales; Solanaceae. The record is from RefSeq and is a predicted model, not a curated record.